CCGAAAAUCUGUUCCUGUCUUCGUUCUUGGUUUCUAUAAUACACUCUACUUCUCCAGAAGAAAAACGCAAUCGUUCCUCGGAGAUGGUUUCAUACAACAAGCUUUCCGCUUGUUGUAUAUCUCACGAGUUCUACAAAGUUGCUACAACCAACCCCAAUAAAAUUGCAGUGAUUCAAGCUUGUGGGGGUCUCAAAAUCGCCAAAGAAUUUCAACUCUUUUGCACCGAAAACGGUGACGGAGAAACACGCGAGAAGUUUGAAGAGUUUGUAUCUUCCAAAACGACGUCGGUUAAUCCCCCGGUUUACGAAGGUGACGAGUGCUUCACGUAUUCCGAUGUUCUGUCCGCCGUUGAUUCUCUCAGUUCACGGCUCCAUUGCAUUCUUGACGGUGGCGAUGACCCUAAUCUUCUGAAACCCUCUUCAGUAGUUAAUAUGCAUCAUACUGCAAAUAACUGCAGUUCUAAGGGCCAGUCAAUCUUGGGGUCUUCUGAUCAAGGUUUAAAGCAGUAUAAACAGCUCCAUAAAACAUAUUGCCCUAGAAUAGUUGGAAUAUAUAUGGAACCUUCAGUUGAGUACAUUGUUGCUGUUCUAUCCGUUUUGAGGUGCGGAGAAGCAUUUCUGCCUUUAGAUCCAUCUUGGCAAAACGAAAGGGUACUAUUGGUAACUUCUUCUUCGAAAGCUAGUCUUAUCGUCGGCUAUGGAUCUUCUGUUGGCGGAACUUGUCAUCAGCUUGACAAAUUACAAUGGCUCAUUGAUAAAGGCAGUUAUCCUGUCUUUUGUAUGUCAAUGGAGGAUUUCAUCCCAAAAAAAUUUGAUUCGUUGUUAGGCUGGCCUUGUGAAAGUGAAAGGUUGAGAUCGUUCUGCUACUUGAUGUACACAUCUGGAUCGACUGGAAAACCUAAGGGUGUAUGUGGCACUGAAGUAGGUCUUCUGAAUCGCUUUUUGUGGAUGCAAGAAUCAUAUCCCUUUCAAAAAGAAGAAAUCCUUCUUUUCAAAACAUCAAUAAGCUUCAUUGACCAUUUGCAAGAAUUUUUAGGAUCUAUACUUGCUAAUUGUACGUUGGUCAUACCUCCUUUCAAUCAGCUGAAGGACAAUAUAUUUUGUGUAGUCAAUCUUUUACAGGAAUACUCUAUUAGCAGGCUCGUGGCAGUUCCAUCUCUUAUAAGGGUGUUUCUUCCGGCUCUGCAGAGCAUAUAUUAUUCUACAGUUCAGAUUUCAUUAAAACUUGUAGUACUAAGUGGUGAAGUUUUUGAUAUGUCGCUGUGGAAGAUGCUUGUCAAGUUGCUGCCCCUGAUUUCUAUUCUUAAUCUAUAUGGAAGUACAGAGGUUUCUGGUGACUGCACAUAUUUUGACUGCAAGUGGUUGCCCCAAAUGUUGGAGCAAGAUGCACCGGGUAGUGUUCCAAUAGGCGUUCCCAUUGGAAAUUGUGAUGUGGUUCUUGUUGGGGAAAAUUCUCCUGAUGAGGGAGAGAUAUGUGUCAGUGGAAGUUGUGUUGCUGCCGGAUACUUUUGUCAUCCUUCUAUUUUUCCAUUGGAUAACGUUGAAUUACGUCAAGAAGUAGCUGAUGCUGAGAGUGCUAAAAAUGAAAUGAAGUGUUACUUUAGAACUGGAGAUUUUGGCAGAAAGCUUUCAGAUGGCAACCUGGUUUGUAUCGGGAGAAAAGACCGCACUGUAAAGAUCAGUGGGCAGCGUAUUGCUUUGGAGGAGGUUGAAAGCGUUUUGAGGGAACACCAAGAAGUAGCUGAUGCUGCUGUAGUUUCUUGUUGUGUUCAAGGAGAUAUUUUACUUCUUGAAGCAUAUUUACUGCUCAAGCAAAAGGAAAGCAACCUUGAGUUCUUCAGGUCCUCAAUUAGAUGCUGGAUAGCCAGCAAACUUCCCCCGGUAAUGGUUCCUGCUCGUUUCUACUUUGUUGAAUCAUUUCCUGUGUCUUCCUCAGGGAAAGUGGAUUACAAGAAUUUGGCCACUUCAGCAGCUUCUGAGGCAGGUAACUGUAUUGAGAUUGAAGAAACUCAAGAUAUCGAUCUCAUUAAUGUUAUACGAAAGGCUUUUUCUGAUGCUCUGAUGGUUGUUGACAAGAUCUCCCUUGAUGAUGACUUCUUUGAGAUGGGUGGCAAUUCUCUAUCAGCAGCUUAUGUCUCCUAUAAUCUAGGAAUUAAUAUGAAGGACUUGUAUACUUUUCCAACUCCAUUGAAACUUCAGAAGGCCAUUCUACAUAAAAAAGUGUCCUCUAGCCGUGAGCUUAGAGCUGAUGCUUUAGUGGGAGUGAACUCGAAAGUGCAAGGAAAAAGCAAGCUUCCUUCUAAUAAAUCUUGGAUGCCUGGUCUUGAUAGCAGUACCUCUUUGAGUUUGACAAGUGAUUAUCCCAUUAAACGUUUGAAAACGGAUUCAGAUUUGUAUAUUGAUCCCGACGAUGUUAAUGGAAGAGAUAUGAAUAAUUCAACUAUGACACAGGUUUCAUGUUCCUACAGCCGGUGCAACAAAGUAAGGCAUGAUACCGGAUGUGAGGGUUACCAUUGCCGAUCUAUGUUGUCUUGGGAAGUUCCACGUGAUAAAAGAGGUUUCAUGCGAGAACGGUGGAUGGUCUACAUGGAAUCUUGUGUUGAUGCAUCACCACUAGUUGUAUUUAAAGAAAGAAGUGCUUAUCUGUUUAUUGGAGCUCACUCCCACAAAUUCUUUUGCAUUGAUGCAACAAGUGGUCUUGUUUUGUGGGAGGUCAAAUUACAAGGACGUGUUGAGAGCUCAGCAGCAAUUCUACAUGACUUUUCUCAGGUUGUUAUCGGAUGUUAUGACGGGAACAUUUAUUUUCUGAAUUUUUCAAAUGGCAUCCCUUGUUGGAAUUUUCAAACACAUGGAGAGGUAAAAUCGCAGCCAAUCGUUGACAAAGAGAGGCACUUGGUCUGGUGUGGAUCGCACGACCAUAAUCUCUAUGCCCUUGAUUAUAAGAAUCACUGUUGUGUUUACAAAAUCCGAUGUGGUGGUAGCAUAUUUGGUGCACCUGCACUUGAUGAGGUGCAUGAAAAGCUCUAUGUGGCAUCCACUAGUGGCAGAGUAACAGCUCUAUUUGUCGGGGCUCUUCCAUUUGAUCAAAUAUGGGUACAAGAGUUGGGAGUUCCUAUUUUUGCGUCACUUUCAAUCAACCCUUCAUCUGGAAAUGUUAUAUGUUGCAUGGUGGAUGGAAGUGUUGUUUCGCUGGGCGCUGAGGGAUCUGUCAUCUGGAAGGUGAGUACAGCUGGCCCAAUAUUUGCUGGGCCCUGCAUAUCUCGUGCACUAACUUCACAGGUGCUUGUUUGUUCAAGAGAUGGCAGUGUUUACUCCUUUGAUUUGGAAAAUGGUGAUUUAUUCUGGAAGCAUGAUAUUGGACAUCCAAUCACUUCAUCUGCCUAUGUUGAUGAGCACUUGCUAUUGGCAUACCCUGAUUCUUCUCUGUCUCAAAGUGCCAGGUUGAUCUGUGUUUGCUCCAGUUCUGGAAGUGUACGUGUUCUUCAAGUCAGCUUGAAUUCCGACGGAGCAAAUCAACCAUGUAAUGUGGUGCGGGAAUUUGUUAGGUAUGAACUUGGAGGAGAUAUCUUCUCCUCUCCUGUGAUGAUUGGUGGGGAAAUAUUUGUUGGUUGCAGGGAUGACUACGUGCACUGCAUUAGAGUCUUGGAAGAAAUACCAAUAUAAGCCUAUUACAUUAUAUCUCACAUGCUCUAUCUGUGGGAGUAUAGAACUCCUCAUUAUCGGAGCAUCAAAUAUUGGCAAGAAGUUUCCUGCGAAUUAUCCGAGCAUGGAUGAUGGAAGAAUCAAGAUCACGAGGAAAUCGAGCAUUUGCCCUCCCCCCCCAAACCAAAGAAAGGCUCAAUGUCUCCCUUGGAAAAGGAAUGGAGUUCCCCUUGGUAUCACCAAAAAAGUUGAACCGAGGGAGAUACUCCGUGCAAUACUGGAAGAGAUUGUUUUGGAAGGACUACAUAUGAAUCAAGUCGCUUUCAACUAAUGUGCUCAACAUUCAAGCGUCACGAUGACAAAAAGGUGCUCCACUUAAAGCUUGAUGAUUGCUGCUUAAGCACUGAAUAAUCGAUCAAGUUUGUUUCCUACUAAUGUAACUCACCGCCCAGCUUCACAAUGACAAAAAAGGGCUCCAUUUAAAGCCAGGUGCUUUCUUGAGACAUUCUACUUGUCUAGAAACCAGUAUUUUGGUUCUUGUUAAAGAGCCCCAAAAACUAGCUUAUGAUGUACGGAUUGGCCAAGAUCAUAACAGAAUGUGGAAUAUAUUAAUUCAUUAUCCUGCACCCCGCGCAUGCUCAGGGCUGGACAUCUGGAGCGAAAAUAGUAUUACAUGGCGGCGCCCAACAUUGGGUAACAACAUUUGCUUUCAGUCCCAAACAAGUUGAGGUGUGACAUCUGCCAUAUUAAGAAAAUGGAUCUUGGACCUAACUCAAUCUCGAAAGCUAACUCAUGAGGUGAGGAUUGUCCAAGACAUAUAAGGAGAUAAUUCAUUCUCUUGACCAAUAUAGGACAUACCAAUACUUGGUGCUCAACAUUUCCUGCUCGACAUGAUUUCUACCUAUUGUUUACGAGAUUAGGCUUCUGUCUAACCUAUCUUAAUUGUACACUCCAUUUUAGCCAACAAACUGCUUGUCUGUGAUUUUGGUUCAACUUUUGGCAUACAUGUACAGCUAGUGUUUUUGGAAUCAUGGGUGAUCUUGAUUCAAUUUGGUUGUAUUGGAGGAUUUGACUUAUAUCAAUUGAUAGGGUAAUGAAAUUUUUACA
This is a messenger RNA of Nicotiana attenuata, 4748 nucleotides long. Its product is annotated as putative acyl-activating enzyme 19. The transcript is spliced from 17 exons. Gene Ontology annotation, molecular function: protein binding. The coding region runs from base 84 to 3662 and encodes 1192 amino acids. The record is from RefSeq and is a predicted model, not a curated record. NCBI's taxonomy places the organism in Eukaryota, Viridiplantae, Streptophyta, Magnoliopsida, Solanales, Solanaceae. Gene Ontology annotation, biological process: amino acid activation for nonribosomal peptide biosynthetic process.